This is a messenger RNA of Drosophila elegans, 1649 nucleotides long. RefSeq lists its product as uncharacterized. The transcript has 5 exons. The coding region runs from base 735 to 1376 and encodes 213 amino acids. The record is from RefSeq and is a predicted model, not a curated record. NCBI's taxonomy places the organism in Eukaryota, Metazoa, Arthropoda, Insecta, Diptera, Drosophilidae.
CGGACGUUCGUUGUUUAGAGCUCGGUCAUAAAGUCAAGUGCCAAAGUGGCAGUGGCACCUCACAAAAAAAAUUAAAAAAAAAAAACAAGAAUAAAAAGGAAAAAUUGAAACCAAAAAAAAAAAAGAACGAGGAGGGCACACAACGUGCGGGUGUAAAGUGCAAAUGGUAACGGUAAUUUGCAGACAUUAGUUGCCAUACACAGACACACACACACGCAAACGGACCGGUGAUUAAAUGCCGUGGAAGGAGAGGUGCGAAAAGUGUCACAUUACGCAUACGCAGCGUAUGCCCAAAUUAAAUGCUGAAAUUUAAAAGCACACAGCGAGUGGUUCUUAGUUGGUACAUUGGAAAUGUUUGUCGUAAAGUUAUUUGGCCACUUAGUAUGCCAAGCACGUAAUGGAUUUUUGUGAUGAGGAUACGGCUCUUUGAUUGUUUUAUUAGCGAUUCCUUUGGACAGUAACUUUGAGUUUGGUAUAAAAAAUAUUUAAAAAAACGUAAAAGAAAAUAAUGGUUAUAAAACAAAAUUUAAGUUUGUCAUAUAUGCCAAAUAAAAGGCAAAAAUAAAUAAAAACGCUGAAACAUUUGCUUAAUUAGACAUUUAUAAAUUCGUUAAUCGGUUGCUUUGUGCCAUUAUAUAGAAAUAAAAACUAGAGAACAAAGAUAACAGUAACACCAAGCAUUUAAAAAUAAAUAAUUUAUAAAAUAAGUGUAAUAUUUAUAUUCAAAGUUGACCAUGAGUCAAAUGCAACUGCAAACGCAACGCGUUCGCCGCGGACGUCACCAUCACCGUCAUCAGUCCGCAGAGCCUUGCGAGUGUUUACGUCCUGUGAUAAGAGUUUUCGGUCUGCUGACUUCAUUCGUUAUCUGCGGCGUUGGUGUUGAUGUCUACAUGCAUGGCUAUCGGGCUGGUCUUUACAUCGUUUUUUCAGCCGUGCUGGUAAUGUUCAUAGAGAUCAAGUGGCUCGUAACCAUAUUUCUGCAACUACAGUGCUCAGAGGAUAAUUACCAGCGGAGGUCCUGCAGCUGCCUGACUUGCUGGCGUCUUUCGGCGAUUUGUGGCGGAUGGCGACCCACGCCCGUUUAUGCGGUCAUCGGCAUCUGCCUGAUACUAUAUCCCCACAAUCUGUGGCUUAGUUAUGUGGCCGGAAUGUUCCUGAUACUCCUUGGUGUCCUCAGACUCUGCACGCUGCUCAGAUUUAGUCCCUCGAAGGCAGAAGAGGGCCUCCUGCCGCAUUGCGACUUUGAAAAGGUCUCCAGUUUUGUGGAUAAUAUGGAGGAUGAUUUCGCAGAGCUUAGCGCCUCACAAGCGGCCUUGGAUGACGAAGCGGAGGAGGAGGGCGACGACCCCCCGGCCAUAGAUGAUGAUGUUUGCUAAUAGUUAAGAUAUACUUCUAUUUUUCUCAUUUGAAAUUUAAUUUCGAUUUUUGAAUAAUGUGAGACUUUAGAUUAUUUUAAGAUAUCUAAUAACAUAAAGUUGGUAAAGAGGUUUCGAUUGAAAAGUUAAAUAUAUUGUGUUUUCAUAACUGGACCUAUGUGUCUGUAUUGGAGAUAAGAAUCGUUUAACGUUUUAUAAGAUAUUAACUAUCAAUACUUCUGAUUUUUAUCCGAAUUUGCUUAAACUUUGAAAAAUAUUGUAUAUUGUAUUUAG